This is a messenger RNA of Scleropages formosus (Asian bonytongue), 4426 nucleotides long. RefSeq names its product syntaxin-binding protein 5-like. Lineage: Eukaryota; Metazoa; Chordata; Actinopteri; Osteoglossiformes; Osteoglossidae. Gene Ontology annotation, cellular component: plasma membrane; SNARE complex; cytoplasm. The transcript is spliced from 28 exons. Bases 320 to 3979 code for a protein of 1219 amino acids. Gene Ontology annotation, molecular function: myosin II binding; GTPase activator activity; syntaxin binding. Gene Ontology annotation, biological process: Golgi to plasma membrane transport; exocytosis. The record is from RefSeq and is a predicted model, not a curated record.
AUCAUGCUGGAAAAGAAGAAAAAAAGACUUUGAGUUUAGGUGAACUACAGUUUGCGUUUUAAAUCACACACCUUUCCUUUCGCGCGUUCUCUUCUUGCACUUUUAGUUCUCGCUCAUAAGUAACUUAGUUGCUGCUGAUAGACUCCUGUGAUCUGAACUUAGGACCCAGUCUCUCCGUCCAAAUGAAGUUUUCUCCCGCUCUUUGAGAAGCGACCCCGACUUCUGCCCCACGUCUCCCACGUCUUGCGACCGUAAACCCCCCGCGUGGACGGAAGGCGCGUUCGCGUUUCCCAUUGGAAGCGCCACCUGCUCCGCCAGGAUGAAGAAGUUUCGGAGGGUCCUGGACGGUCUGACCACCUCGACCCCGGGCGGCGGCGGCGGCGGCGGCGGUGGCGGCGGCGGUGGGGCAGCGCAGGUCAGCGGGGGACCCUCCAUCCCGAGCGCAGCCUGCGCUCACAGAGACAUCGAGGUGCAAGAAACCCUCGCAUCCGAGAACUUUCACGUCUGUAAGACAGCUCGUCACGGAUUUCCGUACCAGCCCACUGCUCUGGCAUUCGACCCAGUUCAGAAGAUCCUGGCCAUCGGCUGUAGGACAGGUGCUCUGCGAAUUCUAGGACAGCCUGGUGUGGACUGUUACUGCCAACAUGAAAGUGGGGCUGCUGUCCUCCAACUGCAGUUCCUCAUCAAUGAGGGGGCACUAGUCACAGCCUGUGCAGAUGACACCCUCCACCUAUGGAACCUGCGCCAGAAGCACCCCGCAAUCCUGCACUCACUGAAAUUUAACAGAGAACGCAUCACGUUCUGCCACCUGCCCUUCCAGAGCAAAUGGCUGUACGUGGGGACGGAGCGCGGGAACACGCACAUUGUCAACGUCGAGUCCUUCAUCCUGUCGGGAUACGUCAUCAUGUGGAACAAAGCCAUCGAACUAUCCACCAAAACCCACCCUGGCCCUGUGGUCCAUCUGAGUGACUGUCCCAGGGAUGAAGGCAAGCUGCUGAUCGGCUUUGAGAGUGGAACUGUAGUUCAGUGGGACCUGAGGGCAAAAAAGGCCGACUUCAGAAUCUACUAUGAUGAGGCGAUCCACUCUGUCAGCUGGCACCAUGAGGGGAAGCAGUUUAUGUGCAGCCACUCAGAUGGCAGCCUGACCACCUGGAGCCUGAGAAACACCACCAAGCCUUUCCAGGUGACCUUCCCCCAUGGUAAGAGCCAAAGGGAUGGGAAGAAGGCAGAGUCCUGCAAACCCAUCCUGAAGGUGGAAUACAAGACGUCCCGGAGCAGUAGUGAGCCCUUCAUCAUCUUCUCCGGUGGACUUUCUUAUGACAAGCCUGGCAGGAAGCCCGCCCUUACCAUCAUGCACGGCAAGUCGGUGACUGUGCUGGAGAUGGACCACCCAAUCGUCGAGUUCCUUGUACUCUGUGAGACCCCGUACCCCAACGAAGUGCAGGAGCCUUACGCAGUAGCAGUUCUCCUGGAGAAGGACUUCAUCGUGGUGGAUCUGACACAGAGCAAUUUCCCGAUCUUUGAGAACCCCUACCCCAUGGAUAUCCAUGAGUCACCGGUCACCUGCACUUACUACUUCACUGACUGUCCCCCUGACCUCAUUCCUGUCCUCUAUUCCCUGGGCAUCAAACACAAGAAGCAGGGCUACAGCCAUAAGGAAUGGCCAAUCAGUGGGGGAACAUGGACAUUAGGAGCACAGACCUACCCAGAAAUCAUCAUCACGGGGCAUGCAGACGGAUCGAUAAAGUUUUGGGAUGCGUCUGCCAUCACCCUGCAGAUGCUGUACAAGCUAAAGACGUCCAAGGUGUUUGAGAAGCCAAAGCUGGGGGAGGGGCGAGGGGCCGAAGUGGCGGAGGAGGACCCUUACGCCGUGCAGGUGGUCAGCUGGUGCCCCCAGAGCCGGCUCUUGUGUGUCGUCGGCUUCUCGGCCCACGUCAUCCUGUACCGCUUCAAUAAGCAUGACGUCACCACGGACAUAGCGGCUCUGGAGGUGCGUCUGCAGUGUGAUGUCGAAGAUGUCCUUUCCCCCUCGGAAGCCGAUGCCCAUCCUGCAGCUUUGCACCCCAGGUCGCACUCACCCCUCCCAAGCAGCCCAGGAAGUGGCACCCCUGACAGCACCAGAGACGGUGCCCCGUGUUUGAAGGUCAAGUCCCGCCAGCUACGAAUGCCAGCUGGUUACCAGGCCCACUUGGUGGUGCAGAUCCUUUGGGCAGACGGGGAACCACCCCAGCAGAUAACCAGUGUGGACAUCAGCUCAGCGUAUGGCCUGCUGGCUCUGGGAAAUUGUAACGGCCUGGUGGUGGUGGAUUAUGUCCAGAAGAGCACCCUGCUGACCAUCAGCACCCAGGAGCUUCACGGCUGCAGCGACCACUGCCAACGCCUACCACGGUCUCCUCGCAGGAGCAAGCAGUUCACUGCGGACCACUUUUGCAUGCGCGGCCUGUCUAACUUUUAUUCCGAUUCAAAGAAAAGGAUCCGUACGUCUUACCAGAGUCUUACCGAACUCUCAGACAACCAAGUGCCCCUGGAACUGGACCGUAAUAGGUCACCCACCUCAGCUCCACACCCAGUCUCCUUUCAUAGUGACCCACGCACCUUGCCUGAGACUGUGGCCAGUGUGAAGUCCAGCCACUACAGUCCAGUGUUGUACCUGCUGGACAGCGAUCAUGUGAAUGGCCACUGCACCAGUCCCACCUCCCAGCACUGUGCCACAGGAAGGUCCCGUGUGCCCGGACCAGAAGGGACCAGGCUGAGCCGUCGAGGGCCUGGCCGACCACCCUUCCGAAAGGCUCAGUCAGCUGCCUGCAUGGAGAUCUCCCUACCUGUGUCUCACUCAGAAGAAAGCCGGGAAAGCUCCUUCAGCCGCUCGCGAAGCUCCAGCAUCUCCAGCAUGGAUCGUGAUAUGAAAGAAGUUAUCACCGCACUGCACUUCAUGGAGUCAUUCGCCCGGAAAACAGAUAGCGUGGCAGUGCCCUGCCUGUGGGUUGGUACCAGCCUUGGUGCAGUGCUUAUCAUUGCCCUGUCUGUGCCUGUGGGCACAGAGGAGCGCCAGGAGGGACCCGUGAUAGUGUCUCCAAGUGGUACUGUGUUGAUGCUGAAGGGCUCCGUUCUAAGGUUUUCCUCUCUGGACCUCGGGGGCAACCUAAUACCCAGUCCUUAUGGUAUAUGGCGGGACCCUCAUUCCCACGAGGACCCUGAUCGCAGACGCAAGUUGGGCCACUUCUCACACUCAUCCUCACAGGAGGCGUGCAGUGAAGGCCACCUUGCUGUGGUAUGCUCGGAGAAGCAAGCCAAGGUCUUCCUCAUGCCAGCACAGACCUGCCUCUAUGCCCACAGCAUCACUGAAUCGUCUUUUGUCCUCCGUGCUGAUGUGGUGUCUGUCUGCAACAGUGUCUGCCUUGCCUGUUUCUGUGCCAAUGGGCACAUCAUGACCCUCAGCUUGCCCAGCCUGAGGCCGCUCCUGGAUAUUAACUACUUACCGCUGACGGACACACGCAUUGCUCGGACAUUCUGCUUUGCCAGUGGGGGUCAGGCGCUUUACCUGAGCUCCCCUACUGAGAUCCAGCGCAUAACCUACAGCCAGGAGAUGUGUGACAACCUGCAGGACCUGCUAGGGGAGCUGUUCACUCCAGUGGAGACCCCUGAAGCACAGAAUCGUGGCUUCCUCAAAGGAUUCUUUGGGGGUAGCACCCAGACCUUUGACAGAGAAGAGCUUUUUGGGGAGGCUGCUGCAGGGAAAGCAUCUCGCAGCUUGGCCCAGCACAUCCCUGGCCAGGCAGGAAUGGAGGGUAUGAAGCUAGCGGCAGGGGGUGUGGUGGGGGAGCUGGCCCGGGCCCGCGUAGCGCUGGAUGAAAGGGGGCAGAGACUCGGGGAAUUGGAGGAGCGCACUGCCCUCAUGAUGUCCAGUGCUGAGACCUUCUCAAAACAUGCCCAUGAGCUGAUGCUGAAGUGCAAAGACAAGAAGUGGUACCAGUUCUAAAGCUGGACUGCUGAAGUGAACGCCUGCUCCAUACAACCAUGGGACAUGUGGGGCCUCUGUGCUAUGGACUUAGGAUGUUGGCUUUUGUGCUCUGCAGGAGAGAGAGAGAGAGAGAGAGAGAGAGAGAGAGAGAGAGAGACAGGACUGAUUACGUGCCAGAAACGACUUGGUGUGUGGUUACUGGUUGGUUGGGAAUUAGGAGAUGACCUGUCUGGUGCUGCACACUGUGCUCAGGUGAAUUCUGGGUUUUACUGCCCACAGUGGACCGCAGUGGUGCAGUUGCAGGGCAGCAGUCCUUAUUAUGUGCCGCUCCAAAGACAUAGACAAAGACAUAGACAAAACAAAGCUGAAUGCACGAACUGACCGGGAGAGUAAGAACACAUCAAACUGCCAAAAUAAAAUGAGCAUGUGACCUACAACGAAACAGAAAAUAAUAAUCUGCCUAUC